AUGAAAGAAAUUCCAGUUGAGGAAAUAUACAAAAAAGACGAUAAACUCAAAAAAGAAGAUGUGCUGUCUUUAAUGGAAUGGAUAGAAAAGCAGCCACAUUUGCCUAAAAUUUCAGAACUGCAGAUAGCACUUUUUCUCCAUAGUUGUUAUUAUAGCAAUGAAGCUGCCAAAUAUACCAUCGAUACAUAUUUUACUGUCAAAACGUUAUGUCCUGAUAUUUUUGGAUCCAAAGAUAUUAAAAACGAUUAUUUACUUCAAAGAGCAAUGAAAACUGUAUUUGUUGGUCCUAUUCGUGAACCUUCGACGAAUGAUAUAAUUCUGUUUGGAAAGCUGAUGGACUGCAAUCCAGAUAACUACGGGUUUGCUCCCCAACUGAACUUAUUUGAUUUGACUACCAUAAUAGAUUAUAUCGAAAACGGACCAGCCGAUGGUUGUCAUAUUGUGAUAGAUAUGAAGGGAGUCGUUUUUGCACAUUUUCUUAAACUCAAUCCAGUUGUUAUGAAGAAAUUUUUAUAUUAUUUACAGGAAGGAAUGCCGAUAAGACUGAAAACCUUUCACUUUAUUAAUAUUGUAUCGUUUAUGGACAAAAUUUUAGCCUUAAUGAAACCGUUUAUGAAGAAGGAACUGAUUGAUGCGCUACAUCUUCAUACGGAUGCCGAAUCUGCAUUUAAAUAUAUCCCUAGAGAAAUGUUUCCUCGGGAGUAUGGAGGAUCUUGUGAGUCAUCAGAAAUAUUACAAGAGAAAUACAGGUGUAAAAUUAUGGACAAUCCAGAUUUUAUUGCCCAUCUGACUAAUCAAAUUGUUGAUGAAUCCAAAAGACAAGGAAAGCCAAAGAACGCUGGAGAUAUAUUCGGUGUAGAAGGAAGCUUCAAAAAACUAGAAGUCGACUAA
Messenger RNA from Diabrotica balteata, 891 nucleotides. The record is from the annotation of a GenBank genome assembly. NCBI's taxonomy places the organism in Eukaryota, Metazoa, Arthropoda, Insecta, Coleoptera, Chrysomelidae.